Molecule: messenger RNA, 1408 nt
Organism: Abrus precatorius (Indian licorice)
Lineage: Eukaryota; Viridiplantae; Streptophyta; Magnoliopsida; Fabales; Fabaceae
Product: probable protein phosphatase 2C 65
Exons: 5
Coding region: 14-1300 (428 amino acids)
Biological process (GO): protein dephosphorylation
Molecular function (GO): protein serine/threonine phosphatase activity
Source: RefSeq, a predicted model, not a curated record
UUGCGAGGCAGACAUGGGAGGGUGUUGUAGUCACGAUGUUUCAGUUCGAGGGAAGGUGGAUAGUGAGGUAGAUGAUGGAGAAUAUGAGUAUGAUCAUGACAAUGACAAUGAUGUGUCCUAUGAACAUUGUGGAGCAUGGGUCAGGUUAAGAGGAUCCUCUAGGUUUGUGUCAAUGUAUACCCAACAGGGAAAAAAAGGUGUGAACCAAGAUUCAAUGACAGUUUGGGAGGACUAUACUGGAGAAAAAGAUAUGAUCUUUUGUGGUGUGUUCGAUGGUCAUGGUCCUCUAGGCCACAAAGUUUCACAAUUUAUUCGUGACAAUCUACCCUCAAAACUGUCUGAAGCAAUCAAAAUGUCACAGCAGAAGGUCUGCAAAUAUUAUGAUGCUAAUGAUGCAGAUACUGCCAGUUUUGAUGAUGUCUACCCUGAGAAUGGCCACAACAUGUCCCUUGCUUCAUGGGAGGGAUGCUUUCUGAAAUCCUUUGAUGAGAUUGAUGAGUACCUUGCUCAAGAAAUUAACACUGACAGCUAUUGUAGUGGUUGCACUGCUGUUACUUUAAUUAAACAGGGUGACCAGCUCAUAGUUGGCAAUUUGGGUGAUUCUCGUGCAGUUCUUUGCACAAGGGAAGGAGACGAACUCAUUCCUAUUCAACUCACUGUUGACUUGAAACCAGAUAUUCCAAGCGAAGCUUCAAGAAUCAUUAACUGUGAAGGAAGAGUUUUUGCAGCAGAAGAAGAACCAGACGUAUACAGAAUAUGGAUGCCUGAUGAUGACUGCCCUGGACUAGCCAUGUCAAGAGCCUUUGGAGAUUUUUGCCUCAAAGAUUAUGGCCUAAUCUCACUUCCUGAUGUAUUUUAUAGAAAAAUUACCAAGCAAGAUGAAUUUGUGGUUUUGGCAACUGAUGGGGUAUGGGAUGUGCUCACCAAUGUUGAAGUAAUAAACAUAGUUGCUUCAGCACCAAGAAGGUCCUUAGCAGCCAAGUUGUUAGUAAAGCGUGCUGUUAGAGCGUGGAGAUACAAGUAUCCUGGUUCCAAGGUUGAUGAUUGUGCUGUUAUAUGCUUGUUUUUCGAUGAACAACCUUUUUUAUCACAUUCUCAAUCCACUAGAAAGAAUAGACAUCGUAGCAAGAACCUGCAUAAAUCCACUAGAAAUGAAGACACUGAAACUGUGGAUGGCAAGGUUGGGGUUGAAUUAGAUGAAGAAUGGAAAGCCCUUGGAGGGUUGGCUAGAGCCAACUCUAUAUCAAAACUUCCACGCCUUGCUAGGAAUAUGAGUAGACGGCAAUCAUAUGUACCUUAAUGGGAGUUCAAAUCCAUUAACACUGGGCCUUCUGAGAAGUUAAUACGUGCUCAAAUUGUAUUUAGUUGGAAAAAGAGGGGUUGAAUCUUGUAGGAUUAUAUGGGUCUA